GAAAAAAUAAACACAAUUUCUCAGUCCAUUUUGACUUUAUUUAAUAAGUAACGUUUCAUAGCAACAUUAACUCGAAGUUUAAAACUCAACAUCUGUAAAUAAUAACGCGGUUCAAAUGUUAAUAAACAAACUAAUCGCUACAACCAAAGACAAUAAAUACGUUCCAACCAGGCAUAUAAAAAGCACGAGUCAUCAAUGUGACAUAAGUAGUGUUAAUCCAACAGUGGUAGUGAGUAGAUUGUAGUUGGUGUUUAGAAGUCAUCCGCUUCGUUGAAGCUAAUAUUCGGCAAUGUCAAAAAUUAUUCGAAAAAUCGUAUCUUCCAGUAAAUGUCCAAAACCUUCAGCUCCGUACAGUCAAGCAGUAGUUGCGGAUCGUACUGUUUACUGUUCCGGAGUGAUCGGCAUCGAACUGAAUGAACCCAAGCUGGUAUCGGGAGGAGCCACCGCACAAACGGCUAAGGCAUUGGAACACCUUUCGAAUUUACUGCAGGAUGCCGGAUCCGGAAUCGAUAGGGUCGUCAAGACGACGGUGCUAUUGGCGGACAUGAAUGAUUAUGCAUCCGUGAAUGAAGAGUACAAAAAAGUGUUCACCAAAAAUUUCCCUGCGCGAACCUGUUACGCUGUAGCCAAGCUGCCUCUCGGAGCCGCAGUUGAAAUCGAAGCUGUUGCUAUUGUCGGCAGCGUUCAGGAUGAGGCAAAGUAGACUGCCACUGAUGUAGUUCAACAAGAAAUGGCGUUGAUUUUCGUUUCUUCUACGAUAAAAAGAGGAUAUGUCAUUACUUCCAAUAUUGCAUAAGGCUCUCGGAUAAAACGUGUAAUUUGCAAAUAAUUAAAAACCUAUUUUUAUCCCCCUAGUGGUGGAAUUAUGCUCUUCUCAUACUUCUUAUAUUUUCAAAAGCAUCACUAGAAGACUCUGUUUAGAUUGUAAUUUCAA
Molecule: messenger RNA, 934 nt
Organism: Malaya genurostris
Lineage: Eukaryota; Metazoa; Arthropoda; Insecta; Diptera; Culicidae
Product: rutC family protein UK114-like
Exons: 3
Coding region: 290-703 (137 amino acids)
Cellular component (GO): cytosol
Molecular function (GO): deaminase activity
Source: RefSeq, a predicted model, not a curated record